UGGGUGUAAGGAACAAAGCCUUGAGGUUGAGGGUUCGAGUAGUCCCAAGAUACCAAAGAGGACAAUAUUGUGGGUGGCGUCACCAUGGCUGCGGCGUGCUCUGAUAUCACAACAACGCGUUUUAAAGCCGUGAUGGCAAUGAACCUAUCAGAAUUCCGCAGUUAAGCGAGCUGCUGCGAGAGCAAUCCCAGGAUGGGUGACCUCCUGGGAAGUGAGAAGUCUGAUAUGGGGAGCCAAAAGCGGACAGUAUUGUGUCAUUGGGGGUGGAUCGUUACAAAUGGUAUCAGAGCCAUUGCCCAGCCUGAGAUGGUGGGAGCGUACACAAGCCCAAGAGGGUUGUUGGCGGGCACUCGCUGGGAUGCCAAGAAUGGGGUGAUCCCAUGAGGGUCGCCAGCGAGGACGCUGGGUCCAAAGAGGGGGUGAUUGUGACGUCCCACAUCGCCUGGGAAUGAGGACGUGCUUAUAUGUAUAAAUGCACCCUUUAUGACACAACGCGUCUGGAGCCCAGAUGAUUGGGUGUAAGGAACAAAGCCUUGAGGUUGAGGGUUCGAGUAGUCCCAAGAUACCAAAGAGAACAAUAUUGUGGGUAGCGUCACCAUGGCUGCGGUGUGCUCUGAUACCACAACAACGCGUUUUAAAGUCGUGAUGGUAAUGAACCUAUCAGAACUCCGCAGUUAAGCGAGCCGCUGCGAGAGCAAUCCCAGGAUGGGUGACCUCCUGGAAAGUGAGAAGUCUAAUAUGGGGAGCCAAAAGCGGACAGUAUUGUGUCAUUGGAGAUGGAUCGUUACAUAGCAUAAAUGGUCAAAUCACAAUUUUUUUAAAUAUUUAUUUGAAAAGUAUGCACGAAGAAGGUGCAACAUGAAACCAGGCAGUCAGGCACCAAUAAGGAACAUUUAAAAGGUUCAUUUCACACGGCUUUGCAUGAUGGGGGCAUAGUUAUAGAGAGAGACAAAGGACCUAUCUGUCAGGGGUACAAAAUACACCAAUCUGGAUAUGUGCUCAUCUCUUUGGGUAAUUAAGUUUAGGUAAAUUAGUUUUGUGUGGAACGGAUCAAGAGAGAAAGACACAUGGAGCUUCAGCAUUUCUUCCACCCCCAUCCGUUGACCUUUCUUAAUUACUGGGGAUAUUCAGAUUUUAAAAAUCCUUGUGACGGGUGCCGCGAAGAAAUAUUAGGUUUUAGUUACGGUUGCAAAAGUUGCAGGUUCUUCCUUCACAAAUCAUGUGGCGAACAACCGCCCGAGUUGCAGCACCCAUUGCACCCGCAACACCUCUUAUUCUCAAAAAUAGACCAACUCGUGUUCAAUGUUAUUUCUGCAAUGAAUCAAUACACUGGGGCUUCGCUUACCAUUGUUCUCAAUGUAAUUUUAACCUUCAUCUUAAAUGCGCUUCUAUACCCUUCACCGUAGAAGCUGAAUUUCACAACCACCCAUUGAAGCUCCUGCGGAAAUCAGUCUCCUUCACCUGCGAUGCAUGUGGGAAAGAAGAUAAAGACAAGUACUCUUACUUAUGUACCAGUCUCACAUGCUCACUCAUGGUCCACCGAAAAUGUGCUUCCUUACCAUUGACUGUCAAACACAUAGGUCACAAGCACACUCUCAACCUCAUCGGCUCUUCUCAGGUGAACCAAUCUGACCGUCAAAUCUGUGGUAUCUGUGUUAAAAAGGUGGACACUGACAGAGUUUAUUAUUGCUCAAAAUGCAAUUUCGUUGCCCACCUUGAUUGUGGUACACACGAGGGAUCCAUGGAGGAAAUAAAAAAGGAAGAUUCGGAAGUAGUGGAUGAAUCAUCCAUUAACGAUUCAUUAGCUUAUGCUGUCAAAAAGAUCAGGAUGGGUGAGGAUAAAAUUGAAAUAGCCGAAGAAAUCAAUCAUUUUAGUCAUCAACAACAUGACUUAAAGCUUAUUGAUGAGCUUCUUAUCAACAACGAAAACUGUGAUGGGUGUAUGUAUCCUAUAUUCCCUCCAUUUUACACUUGUGCUCAAUGCAGAUUUUUUCUUCAUAAAUCUUGUGUUGAAUUACCCAGAAAAAAGCAACACCCAUUUCACUCCCACCGCCUCACCCUCCUCACAAAGGUGCCUGAUUAUGAUGUCUUCCAUUGUAAUGUUUGUGGUCGUGACUCAUGUGCUAGCUUCACCUACCAUUGUGAGAAAUGCUGGUUUGAUGCAGAUGUACAAUGUAGUUUGAUCUCAGAGAUCUUUACCCAUGAAGGUCACGACCACCCACUUUUUCUGUCAAGGGCACCCUAUCAUGAGAAGUGUAGUUGUUGUGAUGGAAAAGGAAAUGUUUUCAAGUGUGCUGAUUGUGAAUUCACUCUAGAUCUCAGAUGCGCUACGUUGCCGCAUACCGUGAGGUAUCGAUUCUUUGAACAGCCCUUCAAACUGUGUUAUAGCACCAAAUAUGAUUCUGAUGGUGAAUAUUAUUGUGAUAUAUGUGAAGAAGAACGAGAUCCAAAGCACUGGUUCUACUACUGUGCAGAUCUCAAUUUUACUGCUCAUCCUGAUUGCAUACUUGGAAUAAACCCAUAUAAGAAAUAAUUGCCAUCUACCACCUCCUUCUGACAGCCUUGAGAUCGUUAAUUAUGUGAGCAAGUUUAAGGUUUCUCAUCGUCAUGUUGUGAUUCGGAUCGCCGAUUGUUCAUUAUGUUUUAAAAGACAUUCAUUUUUGACAUUUCAAUGAUCAUGUUAUAGUUUUGAGUCAAUUAUUGUUGAACUUGUUCAACUCUUUUUAAAGCUCCAACAAUUCUAGAAGAUGUUCCCUUGUAACUACCCAACUCUU
Messenger RNA from Alnus glutinosa, 2774 nucleotides. RefSeq lists its product as uncharacterized. The record is from RefSeq and is a predicted model, not a curated record. The transcript has 4 exons. The coding region runs from base 1220 to 2533 and encodes 437 amino acids. NCBI's taxonomy places the organism in Eukaryota, Viridiplantae, Streptophyta, Magnoliopsida, Fagales, Betulaceae.